Molecule: messenger RNA, 1585 nt
Organism: Eurytemora carolleeae
Lineage: Eukaryota; Metazoa; Arthropoda; Copepoda; Calanoida; Temoridae
Exons: 12
Coding region: 82-813 (243 amino acids)
Source: RefSeq, a predicted model, not a curated record
AGAAAAACAAUUUUCUAGAAAAAAUCUCAGGAAAAAUCAAGAUUUACCGAUCUUCAACUAUUCCGGAGUUUAAAUCAAGCUAUGAGCAUCUACUCUGCAGCAGGUUCAUCCUCUUCGUUUGAGAGUUCAGGGCUCUAUUCAGAAUGGCAAUACAAGGUGACUGAACGGGCUGUAUUGGUGAAAACUAUUGAAGUUUUUGAUGAGAAUAUUCAAACUUUCCUUUCCUCUCUUCCUUCUGAGGUUGAGGAUGCUAGACAGACUAAGGAGGAAGAAACCCUAACUAAUAACAGGAGACAACUUGGAUAUUUUAUUGGCGUAACAAUUGGCUGGGUCUUGGGAAUUUUGGCUGAGUUAAAUGGACAAGAUUUGAAAACUAUUCCUGUUCCUGAUUGGUUGUUUCACGCAGGGACUGCUUUCUAUGGGUACGGGUUUUCCGGGUACUACCUGCUGGAGGGUCAACUGGAUGACCCGGAUCCAGGUUGCGGAGUUCCAGAUCUAACCUCUACACUAGACAGGUUUCCCGCCUUAUCUCAGCUCCCUGGUACAUAUUCAAACCUAGCGGCACAAGAUGGAACUAGGGAUCCGUAUCAAAUCUUGCAACCAAAACAUCUUCCAGCGAUGCUGCAAUUCCAAUUAAAGAUUUUACUUGAAGAGCUAAGAGUUUCACUGUCCUGUAUCUCUAGUUCAUUAGAAUCCGUGUUCAGUAAACUUAACAGUUUAGUACAGAAAAGAUUGAGCUUAACCCAAGAUCUUCUGGAUAUACUUCACCAAGAAUCUAAGAUUGCCACCUCUCUUGGAUAUUCAUCUAUUUAAGAUUGCCACCUCUCUUGGAUAUUCAUCUAUUUAAGAUUGCCACCUCUCUUGAAUAUUCAUUUAUUUAAGAUUGCCACCUCUCUUGUAUAUUCAUCUAUUUAAGAUUGCCACCUCUCUUGGAUAUUCAUUUAUUUAAGAUUGCCACCUCUCUUGUAUAUUCAUCUAUUUAAGAUCGCCACCUCUCUUGGAUAUUCAUCUAUUUAACAUUGCCACCUCUCUUGUAUAUUCAUCUAUUUAGAUUUGCCACCUCUUUCGGAUUUAUGUUUGUCUAUUGCCAAUUCGCUAGAACAUUUAAGAACCUAUAAAGUUAUUAAAAAGUAUGGAUGCAAAAGAUUACGAGCACUUCAUACAUCAAUUCAGUCAUGGUUCUUUGUGCCUCAAAAGUUUGUUUUUAUCAUUUUUGCUAAAAAAAUGCUGGUUUAAUUUCAUUUUCAAUUCCAUAAAUUAAAAAAGGAAUUUUUUUACUUAUUUUUCUUAUAUCUAGCUCUAUUUUAAACAAUAAAUCUAGAGACUUCAACAUCAGACAUUACAAAAAGUGUCUAUUUGUAAUGUCAUAAUGUCUAAAGAAAUGCACUGACGACUAGCCCCAAAAUCUAAACAUACAUUUGUUGGCAAUAAAUUCAAACCAAAUAAUCCUUCUCAUCUCUUGUUAGUGUCCCUGAAACUAUCAAUUCAUGAAUCCACUGUAGUUUAUGAAUGAUUGAGUAUUCAUAUUUAAAGCUUAGAAAAUGUAUGAAUACACUUAAGUUUAUGAAUAAAUGAUUGACUAUGA